Messenger RNA from Phytophthora sojae, 336 nucleotides. RefSeq lists its product as hypothetical. The transcript has a single exon. Bases 1 to 336 code for a protein of 111 amino acids. The record is from RefSeq and is a predicted model, not a curated record. NCBI's taxonomy places the organism in Eukaryota, Oomycota, Peronosporomycetes, Peronosporales, Peronosporaceae.
AUGCGAUUGACCGAGUUUUCUUUGCUCCUAGUGGCCAUUUUAAUGGCGUGCUGCGCCACCCUCGCCAGCUCGACCAAUGCAAUCACAGCACUGGGAUCCCGCCCCAACAUUGCGCCCGCGGGUGCGGGUGGCAGCGUGCAGCGUUCCCUGAGACGAAGCAAUUCAACGGUCCGCAUCGAAGGUGACACGGACGAAGAGAGGGGUGUGUGGACACGACUGAAGGGCAUGGCCAAGAAACUUUCCUUCGGUAGCAAGCGACUCCAGAAAAGCUCCAGUGCUCUCAAGACUUCCGAAAAUGCGAUCGUCCAGCAGGCGGAGGCAGUGCUGAUGCGUUGA